UCCCGUCGCUCGCGCGGAGUCGCUUAGUGGCGUCUUAUAUUUACCAGCUGCCGGUGAGUUUAAAACAGCCUAAAUUAAUAUCAAGGGGUGGGACACAGUUUUGUAGAGGAUUACUUAUAAUAUCUGCGGAAGACAGAGACUCGUGUGGCUCGCCCACUAACUCUCUAAACUCAGCUAGAGAAGUACCAGAUGGUGGUUGUUGUCGUUGUGAAAUGGAGUUGUCGGAGCACAUCAAGACCGCUAAUGUUGAAGAUGUUACCCUGAGAAGACCUUUCCAUCCAGCGCUCAGAGGAACCCUGUGCGUUACCAGCCACCACCUUCUGUUCUCAGACAGAAAGGAUGAAGCUUCCUGGCAACUCCUCAUUCUCCUCAAGAACAUCGAUGCCAUUGAGAAAAGUGUCGAGAAUCUUUUCGGAUACCCCAGGGCUAUGGGAUCCUCUGGUACUAUCACCAUUAAAUGUAAGGACCUGCUGGUUCUUCAGUUGGAAAUUCCUGGAAUGGAGGAAUGUCUGAACAUAGCCAGUUCUAUAGAGGCUCUUUCGUCUCUGGAAAGUGUGACAGAGAUGUAUCCCUUCUUCUACAGACCGUCACACCUUACUCUGAACGGCCCAUGGGGCCUGUCCUCAACGGAGCAAUAUUACAAACAAACAGAAAGGCUGUGGGACAGGUGGAGAGUCAGUACAGUAAACUCAGAUUACUCUGUAUGCCCAUCGUAUCCAUCUGCGGUUAUUGUGCCACGUGAGGUGGACGAUGACAAGCUGAUCCGCUCAGCCAGGUUCAGACAGGGCGGCAGAUUUCCUGUACUCUCCUACUGUCACCAUAGGAACGGAAUGGUGAUUAUGCGAAGUAGCCAGCCUUUGACAGGAGCCAAUAAGAAGAGAUGUAAGGAGGAUGAGCUCCUUCUCCAGGCUGUGAUUGAUGGGUCAGAGUUGGGUUACAUCAUCGAUCUGCGUUCUGCCCAGCAAGCCCAGCAGGCCCGGAUGACAGGAGGAGGUUUUGAGUCUAAAUCCUUUUAUAGCCACUGGAAAAGAAUCCAUAGACACCAUGAAAGGGGUAAAAUUGUGCAGGAGAGUCUUAUUAAGCUGGUGGAAGCGUGCAGUGACCCGUCUCACAGUGUGGACCGCUGGCUCAGUAAAUUGGAGAACUCCAAAUGGCUUUCUCAUGUUCACAGUGCGCUGUCCACUGCAGGCCUGGUGGUAGAGUGUGUGGAGAGGGAUGGUCACUCUGUGCUUGUGCAUGGCUCUGAAGGGACUGACAACACGCUGCUGGUGAGCUCAUUGGCUCAGCUUAUCCUAGACCCCGCAUCUAGAACUGUCACUGGCUUCCUCUGCCUGCUGGAGAGGGAAUGGAUACAGGCUGGACACCCAUUCCAGCAGCGCUGUGCUCAUUCGGCGUACUCUCAUGCCCGUCUGAAGCAGGAGUGCCCAAUCUUCCUGCUGCUGCUUGACUGUGUGUGGCAGGUGUGGCGGCAAUUUCCUCUGGCACUGGAAUUUAGUGAGGCUCUGCUGCUGCGACUGGCACAAGAGGUUUACGCUUCUAACUAUGGAACCUUCCUGUGUAACAGCGAGCAGGAGAGAUGUGCUGCAGGAGUGAAGGAGAACACACACUGUUUGUUUCAGUCCCUACUGAGGCCUGAUAUUGAAGAGCAGUACCUCAACCCACUGUAUGAACCCACUGAUUUGGCCAUUUGGCCCUCAGUACAUCCUCAGUCCUUACAGCUAUGGACAGGGCUGUUCCUCAGGUGGACUGAGUAUGCUCAGAACAUGGAAGAAGCUCGAGAAGAGGUGUGGAGCAUUGUGAAAGAGCACCAUGAGCAAGCUGGACCUGACCGGACCAAUAACACGCUUAGUACACACUGUGACACCUUGACCCCAUUUGAGAACCUCAUGGAUGAGCUGACUAUCUUGUGACCUCAUGGUAGAAAGGACAUAGAGCCUGUUAUUACUAUGGGUGCAUCUCAAUCAGCUCCCUAGUUCAGUAGUCAGGGAACUGAUCAGAGAGUCGGCCAUUUUAAGGGCUGUCUCAAUCGCAAAAUCCUUCUAGUGGACUGGAACGUUCGCUCCCUGAAAAAUCCCACAGUGCACCGCAAAAACUAGGGAGCAUUGGUGCUCAC
Sinocyclocheilus anshuiensis is the source of this 2113-nucleotide messenger RNA. Its product is annotated as myotubularin-related protein 9-like. Lineage: Eukaryota; Metazoa; Chordata; Actinopteri; Cypriniformes; Cyprinidae. Gene Ontology annotation, molecular function: protein phosphatase binding. Gene Ontology annotation, biological process: phosphatidylinositol dephosphorylation; negative regulation of autophagy. Gene Ontology annotation, cellular component: cytoplasm. The transcript is spliced from 11 exons. The record is from RefSeq and is a predicted model, not a curated record. Bases 213 to 1910 code for a protein of 565 amino acids.